UUUGGGAGAGGCCAAGGGAUGCCCUUUGGGAGGGGCCGAGGGAUGCCCUUUGGGAGAGGCCAAGGGAUGCCCUUUGGGAGGGGCCGAGGGAUGCCCUUUGGGAGAGGCCAAGGGAUGCCCUUUGGGAGGGGCCGAGGGAUGCCCUUUGGGAGAGGCCAAGGGAUGCCCUUUGGGAGGGGCCGAGGGAUGCCCUUUGGGAGAGGCCAAGGGAUGCCCUUUGGGAGGGGCCGAGGGAUGCCCUUUGGGAGAGGCCAAGGGAUGCCCUUUGGGAGGGGCCGAGGGAUGCCCUUUGGGAGAGGCCAAGGGAUGCCCUUUGGGAGGGGCCGAGGGAUGCCCUUUGGGAGAGGCCAAGGGAUGCCCUUUGGGAGGGGCCGAGGGAUGCCCUUUGGGAGAGGCCAAGGGAUGCCCUUUGGGAGGGGCCGAGGGAUGCCCUUUGGGAGAGGCCAAGGGAUGCCCUUUGGGAGGGGCCGAGGGAUGCCCUUUGGGAGAGGCCAAGGGAUGCCCUUUGGGAGGGGCCGAGGGAUGCCCUUUGGGAGAGGCCAAGGGAUGCCCUUUGGGAGGGGCCGAGGGAUGCCCUUUGGGAGAGGCCAAGGGAUGCCCUUUGGGAGGGGCCGAGGGAUGCCCUUUGGGAGAGGCCAAGGGAUGCCCUUUGGGAGGGGCCGAGGGAUGCCCUUUGGGAGAGGCCAAGGGAUGCCCUUUGGGAGGGGCCGAGGGAUGCCCUUUGGGAGAGGCCAAGGGAUGCCCUUUGGGAGGGGCCGAGGGAUGCCCUUUGGGAGAGGCCAAGGGAUGCCCUUUGGGAGGGGCCGAGGGAUGCCCUUUGGGAGAGGCCAAGGGAUGCCCUUUGGGAGGGGCCGAGGGAUGCCCUUUGGGAGAGGCCAAGGGAUGCCCUUUGGGAGGGGCCGAGGGAUGCCCUUUGGGAGAGGCCAAGGGAUGCCCUUUGGGAGGGGCCGAGGGAUGCCCUUUGGGAGAGGCCAAGGGAUGCCCUUUGGGAGGGGCCGAGGGAUGCCCUUUGGGAGAGGCCAAGGGAUGCCCUUUGGGAGGGGCCGAGGGAUGCCCUUUGGGAGAGGCCAAGGGAUGCCCUUUGGGAGGGGCCGAGGGAUGCCCUUUGGGAGAGGCCAAGGGAUGCCCUUUGGGAGGGGCCGAGGGAUGCCCUUUGGGAGAGGCCAAGGGAUGCCCUUUGGGAGGGGCCGAGGGAUGCCCUUUGGGAGAGGCCAAGGGAUGCCCUUUGGGAGGGGCCGAGGGAUGCCCUUUGGGAGAGGCCAAGGGAUGCCCUUUGGGAGGGGCCGAGGGGCGUGGCAGGCUGUCUGUAGGGCUGUCCCAGGCGCGGUGCCGUCCGACCGCCUCUGAGGCCCCGUCUCUCCCCAGCUGGCGCAGGACUCCCUCCCGCAGAACAGCUCCCAGCGCAUCCACGCCUUCUCCACCACCACGCUCAGCGACAUCAUGAAGUCCUUCUCGGACGUGAGCACCAUCCGCGUGGCCGGGGGCUACCUCCUGAUGCUGGCGUACGCCUGCGUGACCAUGCUGCGCUGGGACUGCUCCAAAUCCCAGGGGGCCGUGGGCCUGGCUGGUGUCCUGCUGGUGGCUCUCUCCGUGGCGUCGGGACUCGGGCUCUGCUCCCUGCUGGGGAUCUCCUUCAACGCAGCCACCACCCAGGUACCGCACGCCAGGGCGGAGCCCGGGGAGAUCUGGCCGGCCGAGCUCGCCCUCCUGCACAGGGCUGCCCUUCUCACCCGCUCUGCAGCGGGAUGGAGACGGCAGGGGUCACGUGGGCACUCAGCCCUUGCCAUCAGGGCUGGCCCGGUGCAGCGCUAGGGGGCGCUGUGCUGCGGGGCAGGGGGCGCUCUCCCCUGGCAUUCAGUGCUGCCCCGCAGUGUGCCGCUAGGGGGCGCUGUACUGUGGGCAGUGAGGCAGGAGGCGCUCUCUCCCCUGGCAUGCAGGGCUGACCCCGCAGUGCGCCACUAGGGGGGCGCUGUACUGUGGGCGGUGAGGCAGGGGGCGCUCUCUCCCCCGGCACACAGGGCUGACCCUGCAGUGCGCCACUAGGUGGCGCAGUGCUGCAGGCAGCAGGGCUGGGUUCAGCAUCUCAGCAGGGUGAGGGGGCACACGUUGCCCAUGGGGGCAGGCAGAUGGGGGGCCCUGUGCCCCAGCCUGUGCCGGUUGCUCCUGG
Messenger RNA from Pelodiscus sinensis (Chinese soft-shelled turtle), 2167 nucleotides. The record is from RefSeq and is a predicted model, not a curated record. Lineage: Eukaryota; Metazoa; Chordata; Testudines; Trionychidae.